Budorcas taxicolor (takin) is the source of this 1454-nucleotide messenger RNA. RefSeq names its product secretion regulating guanine nucleotide exchange factor (gene SERGEF). Lineage: Eukaryota; Metazoa; Chordata; Mammalia; Artiodactyla; Bovidae. The record is from RefSeq and is a predicted model, not a curated record. The coding region runs from base 51 to 1445 and encodes 464 amino acids. The transcript is spliced from 11 exons.
GGCCGGUUCCCGCGCCGGCCCCCACGGAAGCUCCGGCUGAGAGUGCCCGCAUGGAGCCGGAACCGCACUCCUUGGAGGCCGUCCCUACAGCGGCCGCGCUCUUCGCUUGGGGUGCAAAUAGCUAUGGGCAACUUGGCCUUGGCCACAAGGAAGAUGUGCUUUCUGCCCAGCAACUGAGUGACUUCUGUAAAUCUAGUUGUAUCAAGCAGAUCACAGGAGGAGGGGGCCACUCUGCUGUUGUCACAGAUGAAGGAAGCCUUUUUGUGUGUGGCCUCAACAAAGAUGGGCAGCUGGGGCUGGGUCACACAGAGGAGGUCCUGUAUUUUACCCCCUGCAAAUCGCUCCUUGGCUGUGCCAUCCAGCAGGUGGCCUGUGGCUGGGACUUUACUAUUAUACUUACAGAAAAGGGUCAAGUUCUAUCAUGUGGAUCCAACUCCUUUGGCCAGCUGGGAGUUCCUCAUGGGCCUCGAAGAUGUGUGAUCCCCCAGGCCAUCGAGCUCCUGAGAGAGAAGGUUGUUAGUAUUGCUGCUGGACUGAGGCAUGCUUUAGCUGCAACAGCUAGUGGCACUGUGUUCCAGUGGGGAACUGGUUUGGCAUCAUCUGGACGGCGACUGUGUCCUGGGCAGACUCUCCCACUGUUUCUGACAGCAAAGGAACCCAGCACAGUGACAGGCCUAGAGAAUUCUCAAGCAGUAUGUGUUCUUGCUGGCUCUGAUCACUCAGCUUCACUGACAGAUGCAGGAGAGCUGUAUGUUUGGGGAAGCAACAAACACGGGCAACUGGCUUCCCAGGCUGCUUUCCUGCUCCUGCCCCAGAGAAUAGAAGCACAUUGUUUCCAGAAUGAAAAGAUCGCUGCUGUCUGGAGUGGGUGGACACACCUGGUUGCUCAGACAGUAACCGGCAAGGUGUUCACCUGGGGCCGAGCGGACUACGGGCAGCUGGGGAGGACAGUGGAGACUCGUGAAGGCUGGCAGUCAGAGAAGCAGGAUCCAUCCGUCCCUGGCUCCGGGCCACAGAAGGGCACACCUUCGUGUCUGCCUUUCUUGACGGGAGCAACCGAGAUCUCCUGUGGCUCAGAGCAUAAUCUGGCGGUGAUUCGUGGCGUGUGUCACUCCUGGGGCUGGAACGAGCAUGGCAUGUGCGGGGACGGCACCGAAGCGGAUGUCUGGGCCCCAAAGCCCGUGCCGGGCCUGCCUUCCUCCUUGGGACUCCAUGUGGGCUGCGGGGCUGGCCACUCCCUGGCCCUUUGCCAGCUGCCAGCCCUCGCUGACCUGGGCCAGCACCCCAGGGUUACCAGUCCUUCCCCGGACGCCACCAAGGAAGCCAGAUCUCAAGUAGCCAUGGAGCAAGAAAGAAACCAGAAGGAAAGACAUGCAGAAACUUCUCCCCAAGCCCAAUCUGACAGGUUCAGAAAUGGGGGGCUUGUGGCAGAGACCCUUGAAUAAAGUGACCUU